AUGGAACCUGGAUACAAUGGUGGUUCUCAACCGAUCACGUCCUACAGUACAGGGAGGUUUACAACGGAGGAGGAUGCACUGCUCGUUCAAUUAUACGAUAAAUUCAUAAAUGACCACAGGCACAACAUCUUUGCCAUAAUCGAACCGAAAAUGCGCAGAAACUCAAAAUCGUUGAGAGAACGCUACUGCAAUCAUCUUGCUCCCGACAUCGAUCACAGCGAGCUACGCGACGAGGAAAAGGCUUUCAUCGACGAGCAAGAGAAAAAAUAUGCAGCAACUUCGUCCACGCCAUUUUCGGAAAUUGCCAAGAGUCUAAGUGCCAAGAAUAAAAAUGGCCUUCGCC
Molecule: messenger RNA, 343 nt
Organism: Acaulospora colombiana
Lineage: Eukaryota; Fungi; Glomeromycota; Glomeromycetes; Diversisporales; Acaulosporaceae
Source: the annotation of a GenBank genome assembly